AUGGUGAUCACCAGGAGCCAAGGUGACGCAGCUGACGCGGAAGAACGAAGACGGCUUCAAGAUCGUCAGGAAGAAGAAGCGCAACGUCAGAUCGAACUAGAACGACGACUACGCCUACACCCUGACCCUCCGGCGUCACCCAUACUACACCGAUCCUAUAUGGGUGAACGGAGCGGCGAUCUAAGGGUUGAUCCAUUACUCCCUACGACGACCGCCACAGAUCUUUCGUCGGGGCUUCCGAUCCAUGAAGACCGUCGAAGAUCGCCAACAAUGUCGCAACGCUCGAACGUCAGCGUGAACUCGCGACUAAGGCUGGCAGAACUAAAAGCAGCAGAACGGUUGGCUGCCAUUAAGAAAAAGGAACUUGAACUGGAGGCAGACCUCGUGAAGAAGCGGCUAGCAGCCGAGGUAUCUGCCAUCAACGAUGACCGGGAGAGCCUACCCGAUGUUCCUUUUACCCCUGCUCAAGAACGUGAGAAGGUGGUCGAGUGGUUACACUCAAACCCUCCUGAACCACGGGGGGAGAUUGUAGGUGGCCAGCGCAACGAACCUAGGGCCACCCAACGAACUAGAUCGCCGACGCCAACCAGAAGAAGUGGCAUCGAACAGCUGGCAGCGACAUUAGAGAAAAUGGCGCGACCACGUUUACGGCAUACCGACCUACCGAUCUUCUCGGGUGACGUAAACGAGUGGUUGCCGUUUUAUGCCGCUUACAAGGAUACAACGAACAUGUAUGGCGUGUCGUCGGCAGAAAAUAUUCAGCGAUUAAGAAGCUGCCUCAAGGGAGAAGCAAGGAACGCUGUCGCGGCGCUACUUCAUGCAGCGUCAGACCCUGACACCAUUAUCAAGACACUAGAACAGUGUUUCGGCAGGCCGGAAGUGCUCAUAGACCGAGCGCUAGACGAAUUAAAGAGGCUGCCAAAGCCAGGGUCAUCGGCGACCGAACUGAACGCGUUCGCUAUUAAAGUGCAGAACACGGUGUGCGUUCUGCAGACAAUAGAUAAGAGGGGUUACCUCUAUAACCCUCUCUUAGCACGAGAAAUCUUAGACAAGUUGAGUCCGCAUCUGCGAUCCAGAUGGUGCGAUUACGCACACGAACAUGAAGACGCAACAGAUCCUGAGAUAACGUUGUUGUCACGAUUCCUUAUGCGCGAAGCUGAUCGAACGCUACGCUUCGCAUAUGCACCAGCAACGAGCACAAGCACGACGAACGCAGCCAAACGGGAGAUCAGACCUGACGUCAUGAUGAAAAAGAAAACGCAACCCGUCUACGCUGUCGCCGAGUACGCAGGAGGUACCAUCGUCUGCCCUAGCUGCGAGCAGCAGCACUCGUUGCCAGAGUGCCCGAAAUAUAAGGAACUCGCUGUCGAACAGCGGUGGGAGCUGGUGAAAGAAAAGAAGAUCUGCUUCAGAUGUAUUAGAAGCAAACACAGGCGCAUCGUAUGCAGAGCCAAGGCAUGCGGUGUGAAUGGGUGCCAACGACCUCACCACUCCUUACUGCAUGAAGAGGUCAAGCCAGACCCUGAGGAGAAGUCCGACGAAGAAGCUGUACUGUCGGUAGCGCCCAGAUCAGCUACCGGCCCUAGAAGUGUUCUUCUGAAGAUCUGUCCCGUGGUAAUUAGCGGUCCACGGGGGGAGCUCAAGACCCACGCGCUGCUGGAUGAAGGAGCAACGACGACCUUGAUCGACGAAAGCCUAGCUCAACUGAUCGGAGCCGAAGGCCCUUCAGAACCGCUGCACCUUCAUGGCGUGAACAUGGAACAGAACGAACAUUCCAGCCGACGAGUCUCCUUAUCGAUUCGGGGUCUUAAAGAAGAAAAGUCUUUCGAUUUGAAAGCGCGAACUAUACGAGAUCUACGUCUGCACAGGCAGUCCAUAACCAAAGAUCUUUUGAAGGGCGAACAUCUGGAAGACAUAGAUAGUGAAGAAAUAAGCUACGAUGAAGCUCGCCCAGGCAUCCUAGUGGGGACAGACCACUGGGAAUGUAUCGUGUCCCGUGAGUUACGAGUUGGCCGCCCUGAUCAGCUAGCGGCAUCACGAACACAGCUCGGUUGGGUGGUACACGGAACGGUGCCACGAACGAUAGCACAGACCGAACGCGUGCUACAUGUAUACGAACCGAUACAACAAUGCACGAACGACCAAGAUCUGCGCGAACUGAUGGAAGAUCAUUUCACGACCAAAGCUUUCGGAGUCUCACAGAAGUCACACGUCAGCGAUGAAGUACAACGAGAAAUUAAUAUCGUCGAGAAAUCCAUUAAGAGGAUCGAUGGAGGCUGCAAGAAAGGGCUGCUGAGGAAACAUGACCAUCAUAUUGCCAACAAGAGAACCGAUUUCCGAACUGAUUAUAUAACAGCAGUCUACUGGGUACGCCACGAUGCUCGACGAUACACACCCUUCGUCGCCCACAGACUCAGAGAGAUAACUGAGCUUACGCAGAAGCACGAGUGGAGUUGGCUUCCCACCGAUCUAAACGUAGCCGACAAUGCGACCCGCCUAUCUAAUAGUGUAACCAACGUGAACGAUCGUUGGUUCCGGGGUCCUGCUUUCUUGCGUGAGCCAGAGUCUGAGUGGCCCACCGAAAUAAUAUCUGAACCGAAAGAGGCGGAAGUUAUGCACGUGACAGAAGAUAAGAGGAAGACGAACUCCUGGCUACCUGAUCCAGAACGCUUCUCUAAAUACGAAACUCUCGUCGGGGCAACAGCGCGAGCGAUCGCUUUCGUCGACAUCGGGAUUCGCCGAUCUGCUACGCGUCUCGAAUGUCGUCACCUGGAACAAGCGGAGAGACUGCUCAUCCAACACGCGCAACGGCAAUGCUUCGGCGAAGAGAUGAACCGUAUUGAAGCAGGUCGACCUAUACAGAAAUCAUGUAGACUGUACAGACUGGAUCCGGUGAUCGAAGACGGAGUACUCAAGGUCCGAGGACGCAUCGAAGCCGCGUCCACUCCAGCGAGCGUCAAGCGUCCGAUCAUCCUGGACGAGCGACAUACGCUCACAAAGCUGAUCGUGCUUCGCAAACAUUGUGCUGCAGGUCACGCAAUUAGAGAACGCGGGAUAAAUGAUCUUCGGCAGCGCUACUGGAUCAUUCAUCUCAGACCAACGGUGCGCACAGUGGAACGGAACUGUGCAUUUUGUCGCGUGCGCCGAACCAAGCCGCGACAACCAGUCACCGGAGACCUGCCGCGAGCACGACUCGAUCCAUUUCAUCGUCCUUUCACCAAUUGUGGAGUCGACUACUUCGGACCGAUGACAGUGAAGAUAGGAAGACGCCGCGAAAAGAGGUGGAAUACACUUUUCACGUGUCUCACCUCACGCGCCAUCCAUAUAGAGAUAGUAGCAUCACUGUCAACAGACUCAGCAAUCAUGGCCCUACGUCGGAUGGCGGCGCGAAGAGAAUGGCCACGACUUAUGUACUCGGAUAACGCUACGAACUUCAGAGGAGCCGACAUAGAACUGCGGACUGCAUACACCGAGUGGGCAUCUGAACUUCGAGGAGAGGGACUGCGGCACCGAAUGGAAUGGCGGUUUAUUCCUCCCGGUGCGCCCAACCAAGGCGGCGCCUGGGAGAGGUUAAUCAGAUCAGUCAAGACCGCACUGAAUGCUGCGAUGAAAGAACAAGCGCCUACAGAAGAGGUGCUUCGAACUGUGUUGACUGAAAUCGAGUUCUCAGUCAAUGCCAGACCACUGACACAUGUAAGUGUCGACCCCCUGGAGCCAGAGGCGCUUACCCCGAACCAUUUUUUAUUGGGGUCAUCGACGGGAAUUCCAACCAACGGAUCGUGCGACGCAGAGGAUCGACGGACUUGGCGCGCCAGCCAAGCGCUUGCCGACCACUUCUGGCGGCGAUGGGUACGAGAGUACCUGCCGACUCUCGUACCACGCGGCGAGUCCGGAAGAGGAGAACGACCACUGCAGACCGGAGACAUCGUAGUCAUCGCCGACCCAACGCUGCCACGGAACGUGUGGCCACUGGGGGUUGUCUCGCAGACAUAUCCGGGACCCGACGGCGGCGUCAGAGUCGUCGAUGUCAAGACCAGAACAGGAGUCUUCAAGCGGACCGUCAGUAGGAUCGUCGCCUUAGGAAUAGAAGAGGCUACGCAAGCUGCGCCGGGGGGAGAGCUGUUGGCGACGUAG
Molecule: messenger RNA, 4134 nt
Organism: Papilio machaon (common yellow swallowtail)
Lineage: Eukaryota; Metazoa; Arthropoda; Insecta; Lepidoptera; Papilionidae
Exons: 1
Coding region: 1-4134 (1377 amino acids)
Biological process (GO): DNA integration
Molecular function (GO): nucleic acid binding
Source: RefSeq, a predicted model, not a curated record